Messenger RNA from Rotaria sp. Silwood1, 4509 nucleotides. Lineage: Eukaryota; Metazoa; Rotifera; Eurotatoria; Philodinida; Philodinidae. The record is from the annotation of a GenBank genome assembly.
AUGCAAGAAAUCGAAACAACCUCAAUGGAAACUCGACAACUUCAUUCAAGUCAACAAGAAGCGAUGAAGAAAAUAGCUGAAUUUUCAGGAGAAGCUAAUGAAAUCGAUAUUGAUGAAUGGUUAUUCGAUUUAAAUAAUUUAUUUUCAUUAAUGAAAUUAAAAGAUGAAACAAGAAUUCUUGACACGAUGGGCAAAUUAACAGGACCAGCAUUACGAUGGUAUCAAGAAAAUUUAAGAUCAUUCAUUACUUGGAAUGAUGCUGAAAAAGCACUACGUGAUCGAUUCAAAGAAUUUACAUCCAACAGUCAAUUAAUGCAAGAAUUUUUUAAUAUUCAUCAAGAAGAGAACCAAUCCGUUAUAUCAUUUUAUGAAAAUGUAAUUCGGAAAUAUAGAAAAUCUCGACAAUUUAUUACUGAACAACAAGUUAUCACAGUAUUACAAAAUGGUGUUAAAAAUUCAUUAAAAGAAUAUUUAAUUCGUAAUGAAAAAGAAAUUAAAAAACCAGAACAAUGGUUACAAGUUGCCAGAGAAGAAGAAUAUAUAAAAAAACGACUUCAACAAAAAGUUAAUACUUCAAAUUAUGAACCAAAAAAUCCACCGUUUUUUGAACGUGCAUUACCAACAGCAACAAUUCAACGAACAUUAACAAAUGCUCACUCAUUAAACCAACAACAAUAUACGCCACGUGAUUAUUAUAAAAAACAACAUCAACAUCAACAACAAUCAACAACAAUAAAUAAUCGAACAUAUUCAAAACAAAAUAAUCAUUCAACUCCUCAACAUAAUCGAAAAGAUUAUCCAGAAAACAAAACACAACAAUUAAAUCCAUCCAAUUGUUCAACAUUAAAUAUUAUUGGAGAGAUACCAUUAGAAAUCAAUAUUAAUGGAAUUAAAACAACAGUAAUUGCUGAUGUUACAACAAAUCUUGUUACGAAUUUAAUAUUAGGUAGUGAUUGGAUUCAAUCAAACAAUGUUUAUAUUCUUACACCUGAACAACAAAUUAUGAUCCGAAGUCGAGGUAAAGAAGUAUCAACUCCUUUUGUAAAACCACCUCUUUUAAAUUAUCCAGCUACUCUUAUUAAUCAUAUUACUCUUCCUCCUUUUUCAGAAAAAAUAGUAGAAGUACAAGUUCAACAUAACAAUAUGAUAGAUGUAUUAUUUGAACCAAAUCCUCGAUUAAAAAAUAAAGCAUUAUUUACUGCAACUGCAUUACUGAACAUUGAAAACAGAAGAAUAAAAAUUAGUAUAAUUAAUGCAACGAAUCGACAACAAACACUUUCCGAAGGAACCAAAUUAGGUAUAGUGACACAAUUAUCUUCUACAAUUGGUGUUACCAUACCAUCAAAUUAUUUCAUAGAACGCAUUCCGGAAGGAAAAGCGUGUAAAGAGCUCAUUCCUGAAGGGAAAGGAGCGAACAAAUCAAAUAAAUUAAAAUGUAACAACAUACCAACUAUAGCAUCACAUGGAAAACAACAUCAAUGUCGUAAAUGUUAUCAACAUUUUGAUACCAGCAAUGAAUUAUUCAAACAUCUUAGAAACCACUGUUAUCCUGAAGAAAUAAGACAACAAAUAAAUAAAUUAAUUGAACAUAUUAGUGAUGAUAAACAACGAGAACAAAUUUUAAAAAUUUUAUGGAAAUAUGGAAAAUUAUUUGACAUUAGUGAACCAUCAAAAAUUGAUAUAAUUUUAAAAAAUGCUAUUGAUACUGGUACACACCGUCCUGUUCAUACACCACCAUAUAGAAAAUCGAACAAAGACCAAGAAACCUUAAGAAAAGAAACAGAUAAACUAUUAAAAAAUGGAAUUAUUGAACAUUCAACAUCACCAUGGUCUUCACCUGUCGUUUUAGUAAAAAAGAAAGAUGGAACAACCAGAUUUUGCGUCGAUUAUCGUCGUUUGAAUCAAAUUACAACAAAAGAUGCUUUUCCUCUACCAAGAAUUGAUGAUAUUUACGACCAAUUAACAAAAGCAACAUAUUUUACAAAAUUUGAUUUUAAAGCUGGAUAUUUUCAAGUACCAUUAGACAAAUUAGAUCGACCAAAAACAGCAUUUUCAACUCGAGAUGGACAUUUUCAAUUUAAAGUAUUACCACAGGGUCUUACUAAUGGACCACCAACAUUUCAACGUAUUGUUAAUCAAAUAUUAGGUCCAAACAGAUGGAAACAUGUACUCGCCUAUAUCGAUGAUAUUAUUAUUUAUUCACAAAAUUUUAAUGAACAUUUAAAACAUAUCGAAGAAGUAUGUUUAUUAUUACAAGAAGCCAAUUUUAAAUUAAAUGUUGACAAAUGCGAAGUUGCAAGAGCAGAAAUAUUAUUUCUUGGACAUUUAAUUAAAGCAGGUACUAUUAAACCUGAUCCAGACAACAUCCGUGGUUUGACCGAAACACGUGAACCAACAUCAGCUGAAGAAGCAUUUAGAUUCGUCAAAGCAGCAGAAUAUUACCGAAAAUUUAUUCCAAAAUUUUCCACCAUCGCUGCACCAUUACAUAAAUAUUCUCCAGCAACAGUACAACAACAGAAGAAUAAUAAAAAAUUAAAAUUUGAAUUAUCUGCUGAAGCUAGAACAGCAUUCCACCAACUCAAGAAAAUAUUAACAACUGAUCUUAUUCUCGAUUUACCUGAUGAUACAUUAACAUUUAAAUUACAAACUGAUGCUUCUGUAGAUGGAAUCGGGGCUGUUCUAUUACAAAUGACCCCCAAUGGUGAUCGACCAUUAGCAUAUAUGUCAAAGAAAUUAACAAGAACACAAAUUAAUUGGCCAACAAUUGAACAAGAAUGUUAUGCAAUAGUACAAGCAAUAGAAAAAUGGGACAAAUAUCUUCGUGGACAUGAAUUUAUAUUAGAAACUGACCAUGAACCAUUAAUUCAUUUUGCAAACAAAGAACAAUUAAAUAAAAGAUGUGAACGAUGGCGAUUAAGAUUAGCUGAAUAUCGAUUUAAGGUGAAACAUAUUCAAGGCAAGAAAAACCAUAUGGCAGAUUAUCUUUCAAGAUCACCAGUCGAAGUAGCUGAAGAAGAUAUUGAAGAACGAACUCAAUAUGAAUCAAUAUCAACACAAACAGAUUUAUCAUUUUCAUCAUUAAAUGAUAAUUUGAUUCCAUUAAAAAUAACAACAGCAAUUACUAGAGCUCAAGCCAAAUUACAACAACAAGCAACGGCAACACCAUCUAUUAAACCGACGAAUGAAAAAAUUAAUGAGCUCAUCCCACAAGGGAAAGUAGCGACUGAUGAAGAAUUGAUAAUCAAACCAUCAGACGAAAAUCCAAACAAGAUCAUCCCAUUUGAUAUGAAUGAUUUAAGAAAAUGUCAAGAAGAAGACAAAACAAUUCAAGAAAUAAAAAAGAAUAUUAAGAAUAAAAAACAUUAUUUUAUUGAAGAUGAAAUAUUAUUUAAAAAACAACAACUACCACUUCCACCAGUACCAUACGUCCCAGCAGGACGAAUACGUGCUGAUAUAUUAAAAAUUUAUCAUGAUACACCUGCUAAUGGAGCUCAUUUUGGACGUGACAAAACAAUAAGAAAAAUUCAAGAACGUUAUUAUUGGCCAACAAUGAUAGCAGAUAUUAAAAAUCAUUUAAAUUCAUGUUUACCAUGUGCACAAAAUAAUUAUCGUCGUCAAAAAUUACCAGGAAAAUUAAAACCAAUACCACCACCCGAAGGAAUAUGGAAAUUAUUAAGUAUGGAUUUUCAUGGUCCAAUUACUCCAACAUCAAAAAAAGGAAACAGAUAUAUUAUAUCUCUUACAGACGUUUUAUCAAAAUUUGUUAUUGCAAAAGCUGUUCGAGAUUGUUCAGCAGCAACAGCAGCAAAAUUUCUUAUAAACGAUGUUAUAUUAAAAUAUGGCACUCCAACAUGUAUAUUAACCGAUAAUGGUACUCAUUUUACUUCUCAAGUUAUGAACAAAUUAUUUGAAAAUAUUGGAGUCACUCAUCUUUAUUCCACAGUAUAUCAUCCACAAACUAAUGGACAAAUUGAACGAUUUAAUGCUACGAUGGAUGGAAAAAUUGCCGCCUUAUGUAAUGAACGACGCACGGAUUGGGAUGAAGUAUUACAAUUUGUUACAUUUAAUUAUAAUACAUCAAUACAUGCGACAACAAAACAAACACCAUUCGAAAUGAUGCAUGGAAGACAAGUUACACUUCCAUUUGAUCAACAAAAAGAAAUUAUUUCGCUCACACAAGAUCCAGAGCACAGUCAAAAAAUUAGAAUAUAUCUCGAAAAAUUAGUAAAUGAAGCUCGAAACAAUAUUAUAAAAAAUCAACAACAAUAUAAAGCUCGAUAUGAUUUACAUAGACAAGAUUUAUCAUUAAAACUCAAUGAUCUAGUUUUGGUAAAAACAAGAAACAUUAGAAAUAAAUUUGAUAUACGAUAUGAAGGUCCAUUUAAAAUUAUUAAACAAUUAGGAAUUAAAACAUUUAUUGUCCAACAUGUUAAAAAAUUAACGUUAACAAAACAAGUGACAAUGGAUGUUAUCGUUCCAUUGGUGGAACGAUGGAAUUUAAUCCAAUAA